AUGCCCUUCACUCUCGAUCCAGCCAUAGGCGCCGCUCUGGCUGCCCAGAUGGGCCCGGAUCCUCCUCCGCCUCUGGCAGUAAGACCUACUACACCAGCAACAUGUAAACAGAACCAUUAAAUCCACCCACAGGUCGGAGACGUCCAGGGCCGCCGAAGACAACUCGACCUCUUCUUCUCGGGCGUCGUAAACCAGCUCCCGGACCCCCAAGACGUCUCCACCCAAGACUUCACCACGCAAGCCGAAGACGGCCACACCCUCACCCUCCGCUGGUUCACCAAGACCGGCACCCAACCCCCCGGCUCCGCAGUCCUCUACGCCCACGGCGGCGGCAUGAUCGCCCUGGGCCUCAAGCACUACGACCAAAUCAUCAAACGCUACGUCUCCCGCACGGGCGUCCCCUUCCUCCUCGUCGACUACCGCCUCGCCCCCGAAGUCCAAGCCCCCAUCCCGGUGACGGACACCUACACCGGCCUGCGCUAUCUGCACUCCCACGCCUCCGACCUCGGCAUCCAACCCUCCCGCAUCGCAAUCAUGGGCGACUCCGCCGGCGGCGGCAUCACGGCUUCCCUCGCCCACUACAUCAAACUCCGCGGCGGCGGUCCCCCCGUCGCAAAACAAAUCCUCAUCUACCCGAUGCUAGACGACCGCAACACGGCGCCGGACCCUCUCCUCUCCCCUUUCCUCACCUGGACCACAGCCGACAACGCCACCGGCUGGACCGCCCUCCUCGGCGCCCGCAUCGGCGCAGACGAUGUCAAUGUCCUGGAAGCCGCGGGUCGCAUGACCGCUGCGGAAGCCAGGGGUCUCCCGCCCGCAUACAUCGACGUCGGGGGAUUAGAUCUCUUCCGGGACGAAAGUAUCGAAUACGCGCGUACCUUGGGCAAGGGCGGCGUGAGUGUAGAAUUACAUGUCAUUCCCAAUGCACCACACGCGUUUGAGGGCUUCGCUCCCGAGGCAGAGAUCUCGAGAUUUGUCAUGGACAUGCGGGAGAAGGUGAUUAAGAGCAUAUAA
This is a messenger RNA of Lecanosticta acicola, 1014 nucleotides long. The record is from the annotation of a GenBank genome assembly. NCBI's taxonomy places the organism in Eukaryota, Fungi, Ascomycota, Dothideomycetes, Mycosphaerellales, Mycosphaerellaceae.